This is a messenger RNA of Alexandromys fortis (reed vole), 1286 nucleotides long. Its product is annotated as CCR4-NOT transcription complex subunit 3-like. Lineage: Eukaryota; Metazoa; Chordata; Mammalia; Rodentia; Cricetidae. Bases 522 to 1076 code for a protein of 184 amino acids. The transcript has 3 exons. The record is from RefSeq and is a predicted model, not a curated record.
CCAGUGCACUCUGCCUUCACCUCAGGGUUUCUGUCCCUGCUUACCACCUGGGAUGUGUAUACAUUAGUUCCCAGCCUUGUCCUUUCUUUUACUGAUUUUUUUACUCUGGGUUUGAGAUUGCUAUCUCUGCAUUUCUGUUCUUUGUUCUGAGGCAACCUGUCUGACAUUGGUGUGGGGGCUUAUUUUCCCUCUUCCAAGUAAAAUGACCUAGUCCUCCAUUUCUCUAACAUGACAUCAGAUUACUUCAGCUGUUUCCAAACAAUGCUGAAAGAUCUGCCACCUUGCCCCCGACAUUAGCAGUCCCAUUGGGAGUGCAUCUUGUGUGUCUCUGCAAGGCUACUUUAUUAUAUAUAAUUCAUAUCAAUUUAUAAAUAGAUUGAUUCUGAAUCUUGCCCAUCCUAAAUCCUGCAUUCCCAACUCAGUACCUCUGCUGAAUGGCAGAGGACCCUAGAGAUUGAUUGGUUCUGUUCCUGCUCACCCCAGCUGUCUUACCUUCAACUGCCCCCUUUGGAGCCCAUUUUAUGUACUCAUUCUCUAGGGACCUUAAUCUGAGUCUCCUCCAUUCUUUACCCAGAAAGGAAUCCAGUACAGCAGCCCCAACGGGGGCUGGGAAUGUGGCUUCAGGCUCAGGGAACAACUCAGGGGGACCCAGCCUCUUGGUGCCACUGCCUGUGAAUCCCCCCAGUUCUCCAACGCCCAGCUUUAGUGAGGCCAAGGCAGCUGGCACCCUGCUCAAUGGUCCUCCACAGUUCAGCAGUACCCCGGAAAUCAAGGCCCCUGAACCUCUGAGCUCUCUGAAAUCCAUGGCAGAAAGGGCAGCUAUCAGCUCUGGUAUUGAGGACCCAGUGCCAACCUUACACCUAACAGAGCGAGACAUCAUCCUGAGCAGCACAUCAGCACCCCCCACCUCAGCCCAGCCACCCCUGCAGCUCUCAGAGGUGAACAUACCAUUGUCACUGGGUGUGUGUCCACUGGGGCCAGUGUCCCUCACCAAGGAGCAGCUCUACCAGCAGGCCAUGGAAGAGGCCGCCUGGCACCAUAUGCCCCACCCCUCUGACUCAGAGCGCAUUCGGUGAGGGGCUGCAGAAAGGGGCUGGGGACCCUGUCUCCCAGUCUGAGGGAGGAGCUGGUUCCUGGGCCUUGAGAGACUAGGUAGAGUACUCAUCUCAAAGUGCUGAGGACUUGGCUUGGGGCUCCUUAGAGCAGGCUGAAGUGUGCUUCAGAACACCCUCCUGCAGGCAGGACAGGAACUGGAAGUCACCUGGUACUAAGUCCUCUCUGGUUCA